UCUAACAGCCGAAUUCUACGUAAAGAAAUCUUGAAAACUCUGCAAAACUGUCAGUCCUUUUGACGGAAAUAGUUCUAUGGUAACGUUAAUAUUGAAAUUAGCUCAGAUGAGAUGACGUCUCUUUUUUUUUUGAUUCAAAUGCAAAACACUGACUGACACGAAGAAGAAGAAGCUUUUUCAAGAGCACGGUACAGCUUUUGGCAUCAGGGUAUUCCUCAUCCGAUUUGGCAAUACGCUUCUUAAAGACAAGGGGCGAAACGACAUUAAAACUGAUUGCAAAGCCACCUUGAGCCAAUCACCUGCCAAGAUGUGAAGAUAAAGCUGUUAAUUCCGGCAUAUUCAAGUCUACGAGAAAAGCACGAGGAAUCCAGAACAACACCAACAACUAAUUUUAUUUACUAUAAGAAGAAUUGAAGUUUGCAAAACAGUACCAGUAUUUAACGUAUCCUACUGCUAAAGCAAUGGACACCGUAAUCCACGAGUCUUAUUCCAACGAGACAGUAAAUUCCACGAAACCAACGAGUCAAUUUAAAGAGACAAACAAAGUCGCUCUUGCAUUGUUGUUCUCUCUUGCGGCGGCUAUCGUUGUAAUCAACAGCUCAGUGUUUUAUCUCUUUUUUAAGAAGAAAGCUCUGCGAACCACUUCAAACUACCCUCUCUUCAGCUUGGCUGUUUGCGACUUCUUCUGCGGUUUUAUAAUCAUUCCACUAUUCGCCUUCCUAUUUUUAACGCCUUUGAUACAACCCAGUGGAUCAAUAACGUUUUAUCUUGGUUUCGUUUCGACUGUCCUUCAUAACUUUGUGGCCAUUGCUACUGUGUAUCACAUAGUUGUUGUGACAGGAGAGCGUUAUUUGGCAAUUAAGGCUCCAUUUAAACAUCGAGUGCUUCAGAAGAAGAGCAUCUUAAUCGUCUUAAUAAUCGUGUGGCUAUCCUCGCUGGUUGUAUCUUUUCUCCCUUUCACAUGGCUCAGUAGAAUAUAUCCAGUGCCUAAACCAGAAUCUUCGAGUUACGCGCUCUCCUUUUCGAUAUUCUGUAUUGUGUUUGCUUUAAUUUUGCCUUACAUCUUCUUGGUCUAUGCAUUUAUUGAUAUGUUUAAAGGUAUUAAUGGUCGAUCGAAGAGUCUGCAUCGGAAAGAGAGUGGCGGAGUGCUGAUGAUUCGACGCCCUACAAGCUUCCGUAAUCAGUCAAGUUCUGAGAGAAAAUCAUUAGCAUUGUUCGCCAUAAUGGCGUCUGUAUACCUGAUAUGUUGGUUCCCUUGGUUUGUAGUGUUUUUAUUGCACCAGUUGUCCAUUGACUCCUCUAAGUUGCUUUUACCUUCUCAAGUAUCACUGAUCGUCCGAUACGCAACAUCUGUAGCCAAUCCAUUACUAUAUACCUUCAUGAAAAGGGACUUCUUUCAGGCUUUUAAGUUUGUAUUCAGCAGGCACCGAGGGUCAGCAGUUUCUCUUCCCGGUUUACGUGGUCAGCAAACGUCGAAGGAAGUCGGUAGUUCCGUAGUAGAAUGUCGGGAACAUCUUUACGAGAGUGCGUGUUGAACACUUAGGAAAAAUCGCCUUCAAGGAUCUCUUGGAAAUCGUCGAAUUACAAAGGCAGCGGAGCAGGGGGGCAGGGGGGUAGAAGGAGCCGUAGCCCCUCCCCUCAAAAAAAAAAUGGAGGACGCAUUUCCCCCACGAUUUGGUGCCGAAAAUAUUGCUAACGUAGCAUGUAAAUUGGCAAAAUAUUCAAUCUCGGGAUCUUUUCACAAAUCCUUCUAAUAGUAUCGCGCUUGGCCGGCGAAAUAAUAUUUUGCACAAACGUUUUUUUGAACGGCUCCGGCUCAUGUUCGAGAGGCUUAUCAGCUGCAGCAAUUCCAUUUUACAAGACAGUGCGUCUAGGAAAUUAGACGUGGUUUAAUUUUGGCGGUGGGAACCCAAUAAAAUGCUUAGCUGAAAGAAUUUAGACUUUGUCGGCCGGAUAAAAUAAAAGUAAGUCACAAAUCGAUUGCGGACGCGCUCUAAAACUGUAAAGAUUGCAAAGACGUUUGCUUGUGCCAACGAACAACGCAAAGAGCAUUUUGGAAAAUUUCAUUAGGUGUAUGCGCUUGGUUCGAUGAAAUAUAAGUGUUUCAAAACGUUCCGUCGCCUCUAAAUUACUGUGCGGGGACCAGGAAAGUUGUCGUUUCGGCCUGAGUGAUUUCAGCAAUUGGAACAGUUGAAAAUUAAUUAUGGCAACGGGAGAUAGCGACGAAAACUGUGCUCAAAUUAUUCAACGCUGAGUGGCGUUUCAAUUAUUACUUUCUUUCUGGUCUGCUGGAAAUAUUGUUACCGUCUCGAGUCCUGUUAUGUGUAGAUCUCGUCGUGAAUAAGGAGUCAGAAAAAAGGCCUCGAAACCGAACAGACUUUACAGCAAGGAAGCUUAAACUCGAAAGAGCUCAAGGAAGCACAGUCGCUGGCAAUUAUUUCAGGGACAUAACUGUUGACUUACUUGCACAUGAUUAUAUAUCUAAUUCCGACAGCUUUUACGACUACUUGAGAAGUUGGAUCGUGGUUUUCGCCUUAUUGUGUUCUCUUUAUUUUUUUAACGAAUAGUUAUUCUUGGCGUACUCAUUUAAAACAGUAGGCAAGCUCUUUUAUUUUUUAAAUUUUGGAAAACUGGAAAAUAGUUAGCAAGGGAUCGAUAGGAUGGAAAUACAACGGCAUCGGACAGAGAUUCAGCCGUCUUUUGGAGAAGAUUUUUCACAGACCGCGGUGGAACAAGAACUGAUUUUGUUGUCGUUUCGUCAUCUCAAAAUUGGAGAAACCAUUUCAAAUAUAAUGACUAGUGGUAAAUGGGAGAGGAAGAUUUUUUAAUCUGAA
Messenger RNA from Stylophora pistillata, 2834 nucleotides. RefSeq names its product beta-2 adrenergic receptor-like. Gene Ontology annotation, cellular component: plasma membrane. Gene Ontology annotation, molecular function: G protein-coupled receptor activity. Gene Ontology annotation, biological process: G protein-coupled receptor signaling pathway. The record is from RefSeq and is a predicted model, not a curated record. Lineage: Eukaryota; Metazoa; Cnidaria; Anthozoa; Scleractinia; Pocilloporidae.